AUGAAGAAGACACUGUUGCUCUGUUUUAUUCAUGGCUUCAAGGGUGAUGACACCACCUUUGGCCGGAACUAUGCCUUCGUCGAGCACCUCCGGAGGCUCAUCGCCGUGGCUCUGCCCAAGAUAAACGUUCAGGCUAUCGUCUACCCAACGUUCGAGACCCGUGGCGACCUUGGUGAAUGCGUCACGCGGUUCAGCGACUGGUGCGUACCCCACCAAUCCCACAGCACCAAGCACCACCCUAACACCUUGGUAUACCCUAGGCUUGUCAACAAGGUAAUCGACCUCGAAGUAGCUGCAGGCACACCUUCCCCGACCAUCGACCCGUCAGUGCGGGUGGUAUUGGUGGGGCACUCGAUGGGCGGCAUCGUAGCCGCCGAGACAACCAUCAAGAUCGCAUCGGAGAAGCCAAUCCACAACUCGGUCAACGAAGACAGCCCGAAUAAGCGCUCCACGGCGAUGCCACCGGCGCCCAACGCGCUCAUGUUCCCCUACAUCCAAGGCGUGCUCGCCUUCGACACCCCCUUCCUCGGCAUCUCCCCCGGCGUGGUGGCCCACGGCGCCGAAACCCACUACGCCACCGCGUCCACGGCCAUCGCCCAGCUAAGCGGACUGACCAGCCUCUGGGGCGGCGCCAAAGCCGCCCAAUCCAAGGCCGACCCGGCACCCGGCAACGCCCGCACGCUCCCAGCCCCGGGCCAGGGAAGCAGGGAUGCCAACAACAACAGCGACAGCAAGAACAAAAACAACCAAAACAGCGGCUGGGGGUGGGGCACGAUCGCGAUCGCGGCCGGCGCCGUCAGCGCGGUCGCCGCGGGCGGGGCGGCGGCGUACCUGAACCGGGAGCAGAUCACGCAGGGGCUGGGGUGGGCGACGUCGCACCUCGAGUUUGUCGGGUGCCUGGCGCGCAAGGAGGAGCUGCGGCGGCGCGUCGCCUACAUGGUGCGGCUGCGUAGGGAGCUCGGCGUCGGGUUCGGGAACCUGUACACCCGCCUGGGCCAGGCCGCGGAAACCACCCAGACGGCGGUCAAAGCCGGCUCGGUGCUGGGGAGAAGCGACCGGACGUUUUGUGUCGUGCCGGAGCGGGAGGAGGCUGGCGAUUGGCGGCAGGCGGUUAAUGAUAAGGCGAAGGACGAGGUUGGGGCCCAUAUGACCAUGUUCGAACCGAAGGAAAACCCGGGCCUCAGCAAGCUGUCAAUGGAAGCGAGGGACAUGGUCGCGAGCUGGCUUCGUAAUGACUGGUACGAGAGUAGCUCGGCAAAUCCGGCGCGCGCUUGA
Chaetomium globosum CBS 148.51 is the source of this 1275-nucleotide messenger RNA. RefSeq lists its product as uncharacterized. The transcript has 3 exons. The coding region runs from base 1 to 1275 and encodes 424 amino acids. The record is from RefSeq and is a predicted model, not a curated record. Lineage: Eukaryota; Fungi; Ascomycota; Sordariomycetes; Sordariales; Chaetomiaceae.